Molecule: messenger RNA, 1360 nt
Organism: Aspergillus piperis CBS 112811
Lineage: Eukaryota; Fungi; Ascomycota; Eurotiomycetes; Eurotiales; Aspergillaceae
Product: Rtr1/RPAP2 family protein phosphatase
Exons: 1
Coding region: 368-1246 (292 amino acids)
Cellular component (GO): cytoplasm; nucleus
Molecular function (GO): RNA polymerase core enzyme binding; RNA polymerase II CTD heptapeptide repeat phosphatase activity
Source: RefSeq, a predicted model, not a curated record
UAACUACUUAAAGACCCUCCUUGUUAUUACGUAUCCGUAGCUUGCCGUCUUGAAUCCGGGGUUUUUGCCUCCCUGCCGACCCGAACAACCUUGGAACUUUGUCUUAUCCAUCCAACCUUCCCAUCCAUUCCACCACUAUCUUACUCCUCACCAAUACUACACUUUUUCUCCACCACAAGUGACGCAGACUUUUACAAUAUUUCCCGCUUUCUGACCUGUUCCAUUCGGAAUAUCUGCUGGAAUGUCCUCUGGACGGCCAACCCCAAUUUUGAAGACAUCUCUUCCUUCGAUCCACGCAGCGACCGCUGCAUCUGGCCCCUCCAAUUCCGCCCCAAACCGUCGGGCGUCACCUUCUAAACCCCCUCAAAUGCCUCAACAGCAACAGCAGCAACUACCUAGCUCAAUUGCAAACCGGACAGAUGUCGAUCCGCGCCAUCUAGCUAUCGCCUUGCAUCAUGCGAAUCAAAUUCAAGCCCAGAAGGACACAGAGGUCCUGAUUCUCGACCGCAUUCUGAGACUCGUUGAACUUCCGUCCUCCCGUUCGGCAGAUCCUGCAUCACCCUCCCCCGACGAUGUUCGGGAGUUCAAGUCCGCCUUAGUCCCCUUUCAACCCGCCGACUACGAUAAUCUGAUCGAGGAGAGGAAUAUCGAGGGUCUCUGUGGCUACGGCCUAUGUCCUCGAGAGCGUCGCAAGGAAGAUGGUAGAGGCUCGUUUCGCAUAACGUGGGGUGCGAAGGGAAGCGGGCGGGGUGGCCGCGGCCGCGAGAUGGAUAUCGUUCCCAAAGAGAAGCUCGAGAUGUGGUGCUCAAAUGAGUGCGCCGAAAGAGCCAUGUACAUCCGAGUACAGCUGGCCGAAGAACCAGUCUGGGAAAGAAGGGCUGACGAUGCGCGUGGCAAGCAUCUCGUCUUGCUGGAGGAGGCCAGGGCGAAAGAAGGCAAGGGCAAGAUGAGAGAUCCCGUCUCUAUCCGCGACGUUGCCGGCCAGUUGGACAGUAUGCACUUGGAGAAACUACGAGGCCCUGGCGAUAUGGCAGAUGACAUUGCACGACUCUCCGUCCGCGACGAGGCUCGUUCACGAGAACUGGCCAUGGAACGAGGAGAUGCGCAUCCUGCCCUCUAUACUGGCAGAGUGGAUAUUCAGGUCCAAGAGAACGAUAACCCCCGCGGGCCAGCGAAAGCACCGCAGAUGCGUCCUGGAGACGAGAAGGGAGGCUCCAUCGAAGGAUAUGUUCCUCAUGAGAACUAAGAUGCUUUGGCGCAUGGCAUUAUGAGGCGUUUUGAACAAAGGUUGAUACCCCGAUAAGAUAGCGUGUCAGAUAAGAACCAAAUCAAUGGCUUAUGACUGUAUAGUCUACGAUAU